This is a messenger RNA of Chanos chanos (milkfish), 2722 nucleotides long. It is a transcript of the gene grb10a, whose product is annotated as growth factor receptor-bound protein 10a. The transcript is spliced from 17 exons. Gene Ontology annotation, molecular function: insulin receptor binding. The record is from RefSeq and is a predicted model, not a curated record. Lineage: Eukaryota; Metazoa; Chordata; Actinopteri; Gonorynchiformes; Chanidae. Gene Ontology annotation, biological process: negative regulation of insulin receptor signaling pathway; insulin receptor signaling pathway; negative regulation of Wnt signaling pathway. Bases 181 to 1998 code for a protein of 605 amino acids.
CAAACCGCGGGAAGGACGCUUGCCACGGUGCCCUGGUAGAAAUCUAACCCCGAAACGUAUUUUUUUUUUCAGUUUGGCGCUGUGCACGCGCCUGAACCAAGUUUUUGUGCUCGAAGUGCUCUCCCUUGGAGGCUCGUUUUCAGGCUGUCAACACACAAGGCAGGGCUGACUCAGGAAACCAUGGCUGUAGCUGGAUGUCCAGACUACUUCCUCCAUCGCCCAAACUAUCAGGACAAUGUAGAUCGGACCUCAUCUCGCCGACCAGCCAAUAUCAUUGGUUCUUUCUCUCAGUCAUCCAAUCGAAACUCUCCUCAUCAUCAAGAUGAUGAUGUGGAUCUGGAGGCUCUGGUGAAUGAUAUGGACUCUCUGUCUUCAUAUGAGAGCAUUUAUUCUACCUGUGGCACCCAGUACUCUGAUUCUGCCCCACUCUUGCAUAACGGACACGGUCUCCAUGGCAACCGCUCUGCUGCUCCUCCCUCUCAGCGCCCGUCCAGUGUCCGCGUGGCUCCACCCCACUCUCCUGCACAGAGGGUUCGCCGAUCACAGCCAGUGCACAUUCUGGCCGUCAGGAGACUGCAGGAAGAGCAGCAGCAGCAGCAGCUUCGUCCUGCGUCUCUGCCAGCCAUUCCCAACCCAUUCCCUGAGCUCUGCAGUCCGUCAGGAUCUCCCGUACUGACCCCGGGAUCCCUCCCUCAGCCCUCAGAUACGCAUAUCAUUAAGGUCUUUAGUGAAGAUGGAGUGGGGAAGGUGCUGGAGGUUCCUGCUGAUAUGACAGCCAGGGAUGUGUGUCACCUCCUGGUCUAUAAGAGCCAUUGUGUGGACGACAACUGCUGGUCACUCGUGGAGCACCACCCUGUGCUUGGACUGGAGAGGUGUAUUGAGGACCAUGAGUUGGUGGUUCAGGUGCAGUCGUCUAUGUCUCCAGAGAGCAAAUUUCUCUUCAGGAAAAACUACGCCAAGUAUGAAUUCUUCAGAAGUCCGCUGAACUUCUUCCCAGAGCAGAUGGUAGCAUGGUGUCAAGAAUCCAACAGCACAGUCCCUCAGUCUCAGCUCUUACAGAAUUUCUUGAAUUCCAGCCGCUGUCCAGAGAUCCAAGGAUUCCUGUACAUGAAGGAGACUGGCCGGAAAUCCUGGAAAAAACUCUACAUGUUCCUUAGACGCUCCGGUCUGUACUGCUCCACUAAAGGAACAUCUAAGGAGCCCAGGCACCUACAGUUACUGUCAGAUUUGGAAGAGAGCAACGUGUUCACUGUGACCGCAGGCAAAAAGAUGCACAACGCCCCCACAGACUACCAGUUCUGCAUCAAGCCCAGUAAAGGGAGGAAUGAACUGAAGGAGCUGAGGAUCCUGUGUGCUGAGGACGAACAGAGCCGCACAUGCUGGAUGACAGCUUUCAGACUGCUCAAGUAUGGGGUUUUGCUGUAUCAGAACUACAAGAUCCCCCAGCAGAGGAAAUCUCCCCUCUCCAACUUCACUGCUCCCGUACGGAGUGUGUCUGAGAAUUCUUUGGUUGCUAUGGAUUUUUCGGGACGGACCGGCCGCGUUAUUGACAACCCUCUGGAGGCACAGAGUGCUGCCAUGGAGGAAGGGCAAUCCUGGAGAAAACGGAGUCAGAGAAUGAACGCACUGGGCAGCCCCAGCCCUCUCCACACCCCAUCAUUAAGUACAGUGAUCCAUCGCACACAGUUAUGGUUUCACGGCCGCAUUAUGAGAGAGGAGGCCCACCGCAUGAUCAUGCAACAGGGCCAAGUGGAUGGCUUGUUCCUGUUGAGGGACAGUCAAAGCAAUCCAAAAGCGUUUGUUCUCACACUGUGCCAUAAGCAGAAGAUCAAACACUUCCAGAUCUUACCCUUUGAAGAGGACGGACAAAUGUUCUUCAGCCUUGACGAUGGUUCCACCAAAUUUACGGACCUGAUUCAUCUGGUGGAGUUCUACCAGCUCAACAGAGGAGUACUUCCCUGUAAACUCAAACAUCCCUGCACCGUGGUGACCUUAUGACCUUUCACCCCACUUCCCCCUCCUCUGAUGGUUAACAUGCUCCGCAAACCACACACAGCUGAGAAACUGGAUUUUUUUUUCUUUGUUUGUGUAUUUCUUUUUACUUUCUCUCGAUAUUCAUAAUGCGUAUUUUGUUUGCUUUUUAACGAUGAGCCAGCCCUUACCUGGCUUGUUUUUGUUUGGGAGUUUGGAGGAGGGUUGUGUGGUAAUGAACUGUGGACAUAACGAGGACAGAUCCACCCCUCCGCUCCCCGUCCUCUACCUGGUUUGAGUGACUGUCACGUCCUCUCAGUGAAGUGGGUAACCGCUUCUCCCCACCAUACAUGACCUCAUUCUCCUGCUCGCUGGGGGACCUCUCACAGGAGACAUUCUCAGAAACAAAACACAAAACAAUCCAAACACGAUGACCAGCGCUCUUCGUCCCCUGCCUCGCUGGCAAAGACUUUUUUUUUUAUUGUAAAGUUACCUAGUCACAGCUAUUUGUACUUGUGUUAUUGUUGUUCCAUAACUAAACUAUAUUUUGCACUCUUGGGAUGAAUCCAGGCGUUUUGCCACUUUAUGAUACAUUACUACAGUCAGUUGUCCCCACACCUUUACCGUAACACCGCGACUUUUCCUCUCUCCCUCAUCCACCCUAACUGCAUGCUAACGGGAUUAUUGCUGACAUGGAUGUAGAGUGGCAUGAGAUAGGCUUCUGUUGCUAAGGUUAAAGAAGAUGACCUCC